Messenger RNA from Ornithodoros turicata, 2633 nucleotides. RefSeq names its product 17-beta-hydroxysteroid dehydrogenase type 6-like. Gene Ontology annotation, molecular function: oxidoreductase activity. The record is from RefSeq and is a predicted model, not a curated record. Gene Ontology annotation, cellular component: intracellular membrane-bounded organelle. The transcript is spliced from 5 exons. The coding region runs from base 99 to 1121 and encodes 340 amino acids. Lineage: Eukaryota; Metazoa; Arthropoda; Arachnida; Ixodida; Argasidae.
GCCUAUUGUAUUCCCGGGGAAGGGAGACAAGUUUUUGCAGAUCGACAGAAAUAAAAACAUUUCAGUUGAGUUCGCGGUUGUGAAUAGACAGCGCCAACAUGAAGAAGGCGACUUCCAAGUCUUCUAUCUCGUCUGACCUCUGGAAAGACGUCGCAGACCUCAAAAAAGCCGUCAAGACGAGCGAGAAAAGGGUAGUCUUCAUCACCGGAUGCGACACCGGUUUUGGACACGAGCUUGUAAAACGUCUGGACUCGGAAGGCUUCCAAGUAAUCGCAGGAUGCCUGAACGUGUCGUGCGAGGGCGCCACAAUGCUCCGGGAGUUCUGUUCCCCUUCACUCCGGAUACUGAGGCUGGAUGUGACCCGUGAAGACCACAUUCGACAGGCAGCCAAGUCGAUCCAAGACGAGCUGGGAUCCCGACCUCUGUGGGCAGUGGUUGCCAACGCUGGUCUGAUGUCUGCUGGCGAACUGGAGUGGGGGAGCACCGAGUGCGUGCGCCAUUUAUUCGACGUCAACGUGUUCGGCGUCGUUAACGUCGUCAAGAUGGCGCUGCCGAUGUUACGACGAGCCCCAACAUCGGAUGACGCGCAGCCCAGGGUUGUCAUCGUAGCCAGCGUGGCCGGACGUGUGACUUAUCCUGGCCUGGCCUACUACAGCAUGUCAAAGCACGCCGCCAUCUCCUUCGCAGAUGGACUUCGACGUGAAAUGCGAAAGUGGCGUAUCAAGGUGUGCACCAUAGAACCCGUGCUCUACAAAACCCGCAUGUCCCAAGCCGACUACAUCCAGUACACCCUGGACCAAUCCUGGCAGGGAGCACCGGAGACAACGCGCGAGGCGUACGGCAAGGCAUACUUUGAGACGUUCCGUGACCGAUGUCUCGAAUUCCUGGAACGUCGCUCAAGAUGUGACGUCCACGAAGUGGUCGAUUGCAUGGUGAACGCCGUGACAGCCAUUAGACCCAAGCCCAAGUAUUUCUGUGGAGGCCCCGGAGACAGAUUCCGCUACUUCUUGCUGAGGAAGGUACUGUCCACCAGAGCUGUGGACCGGCUGUUGUGUUCCAUAAACCAGGGCGUUAUCAGGCAGAAGUCUGUGUCAGAUGACGACGAACCGGAGGCCCACUGAUCGAUUGGGUGCCUCUGUUGUACAGAUAUGUUCAUUGUACAGUCAUAUGGAUCGUGCUCGCGAUAUAACGCUACAGGAUCGGGUAUUACAUGUCACGUUAUUCUCGUCAUUACGAAAUGUUAAAAAAAAGCAGAUUUCAGGCUGUGACAUGACUCAAGUGCAGGUCCAGCGAUGGGGGGGGGGGGGGGGGGGUAAGGCGACCGCCUUAAGCCCCGCGCACGAAGCCCUCAACCAGGGAUUACUUGUUUUUACAUAUCAAUUAUGCACUUAAUCGUGUGAAACAGGCCCCGCGAUGUGCCUUUGCCUCAGGCCCUGCACACCCCUAGCACCGGCCCUGCUCAAGUGUUUUGCACAAACUAACAUGUUUCUUGAAUAACACGAACUUUACCAGUGCCGGGCUACAACAUUCCACGUAACUGUAUUGCCCUUCUUAUCACUGCGAAGCUCAUGUGGCAUAAUUGUGUUGUUAGGCGAACUGGUGUGCAGAUGAUGACCACGGUGGGAUUUUAAGAUGUGACUUUAGAUGAAGAAUAUAUUUACUGUGGUUCUUUCGGGGUCGUUGGUGAGACUUGUUCAUGGUUGAACAUUGCAUCGAGAAGUAGGACGAACGCAGUAGACAGGACAAGCACUUCGGUGAGCAUGGCUUCCAUAGCGCAAAGAACUUCAACAAGGACACAACAAGAUAGAGGCUAGCACACCGCUGAGCUAGCAACUCUCUGAACCUGAAAGAAACUUGUCUCCCUAUCCUGUUGUGUCCUUGUUCAAGCUAUUUGCGCCGUGAGAGCCAUACUAUGUCGGUACCAACUAUACCGUCUAUCUGUUCUAGUUCACUUCGGUGAGUCUGUAUCCCGUCUGCUGGGAGGAGUGCAUUCCUGUUUGCUGUUUGCUGCGUGAGAAACAGGACGACCACAGCAGACAGAACGAGCGCUUCGAUGGGUGUGUGUGUCUUGUCUGUUGUGUUCAUCCUGUUUCUCGAUUUACUCUUCAGUCACUACCUUUAUUAAAAUGUUCGAAUAGUGCAGAAUUCAUUCAACGUUAAAAUACAUACAGAAGUCCCGGAGCUUUGUGCCGCAAAACUUUCACUUCUUGAAGCAUAUUGAUCUUGUGCACCCAUAAAAGGCACAAACGGCAAUUUAUAGACACCAGUGACAGCUUUACAAGACCUGUGGCGGUACUUCCAAACCGCUUCUUAAUGCAAUAUACGUGUGCAAUAACAAGUACUGUCCUACGCUGGAACAGACAUCUGUUCUCUCUACUUAAAACGGUCGGGUACAAGCCUUGUCGAACUUCCAUGCGAGUCUUACUUUCCUUUUUUACACCAUUCGAAACGUCAUUUCAACUCUCUUCACGUACCUGAAUUAUUUCUCGUAUACUUUUAUGCGUUGAACGCUAUACGUAAAAGAGUCGCUUGUGUGCUUUCCUUGAGCUUUUGUGUCGUUGUAUAGGUGUCAUAUGUUCCAGUGUUUUGCAUGUAUCAUAAAUGGAAAAUAAAGCACUGCGUAUCUAAGCUAA